Molecule: messenger RNA, 7306 nt
Organism: Sinocyclocheilus rhinocerous
Lineage: Eukaryota; Metazoa; Chordata; Actinopteri; Cypriniformes; Cyprinidae
Product: autophagy-related protein 2 homolog A-like
Exons: 42
Coding region: 335-6421 (2028 amino acids)
Biological process (GO): glycophagy; reticulophagy; autophagy of mitochondrion
Cellular component (GO): phagophore assembly site; phagophore
Molecular function (GO): protein-membrane adaptor activity; phosphatidylinositol-3-phosphate binding
Source: RefSeq, a predicted model, not a curated record
UGAAAACAAUAAACACUCCGUUGGCCAGAGGACCUGUCGCAUAUUUCAGUGAUAUUUAUUAUUAAAAGUAGAACCGGAGUGACCCGUUUCAACACAAAUAUCCUCUUUUAAACGCUGCUUUGGACAACCGGACGUUCAAAAACGAAGAACCAGGGGAUUUUGGUGUCAAAAGGACAGGAAGUUAGACGUUUCACCCCUUCUUGUCCAUCGUAGUACGCUUGUAUUACUGUAUUCUCGUUUUCACACACUACCGAGGGGGGUUUAGGUCUGUUAUGCAGGACUGGUGUCUUGUUCCGCCGCCUCUCUGCUCCCUCUCCCCGUCUGCUCUGGACCUAUGUCUCGGUGGCUCUUCCCCUGGUCGGGCUCAAUAAAGAAACGGGCCUGUCGGUACCUCCUGCAACACUACCUGGGCCACUUCUUGGAGGAAAGACUCAGUUUGGACCAGCUGAGCUUGGACCUGUACAAUGGCAGCGGGGUCAUUAGAGAAAUUAACCUGGAUGUGUGGGCAGUGAAUGAGUUGUUGGACUCAUUGGGAGCUCCGCUGGAGAUUGUUGAAGGUUUCGUGAACAGCAUCGCAGUGACUAUUCCCUGGGCGGCACUCGUGACAGAACACUGCACCCUUGAAGUCACUGGAUUGCAAAUAACAUGCAGACCCAAAUACAGAACCAACGGAAACUGGGAUUCCCAAGGGUGGUCAUCAUGCAUGACGUCCAGCAUGCAGCUGGCCCAGGAAUGCCUGAAGGACCCACCCGAGGCGUCAGAAGAGCCGCCUGCUCCACUGGAGGGGCUGGAAAUGUUUGCACAGACCAUCGAGACAGUCUUGCGUCGAAUAAAAGUCACCUUUCUGGACACUAUCGUGCGAGUAGAACACCAUUCCCUGGACGCUGAGACUGGGGUCGCCUUAGAGAUGCGCAUUAAACGAGUGGACUAUUGUGAUGAGGCUGUGAGAGACUCAAGCCAGACAGUGCCUGUAGACAUCCACCAGCCACCAGCCUUCCUGCACAAGAUCCUUCAGCUCAACUCCGUACAGCUGCUCUAUGAGACUCUCGGAGGAUCACAGGGGCUAGUUCAUUCUGAUGACAUGGCGAGCAGCAGGGAGAUGGAUAAGAUGGAUGAAAAUGAUAGAGGUGAUAAUGCCUCUGAUGCCCCACAAUCAUUACAUCCCACCCCGAAGCCCCCCGAGCCUCUGCUGAUUGGACAAUGCUCUGGAUUCAUAGAGACGACGGUCAAAAUCAAACAGAAUGAAAUGCUGCCUGGGCCCAAGUUUGAGUUGGACGGUAAAGUCGGGUGUCUCCACCUGCUGCUGUCCCCCAGUCAGAUCACACACCUGACGGACCUCAUGUCCUCCCUCUGCAUCGAGACAUCAGAUGGCGGUGGUGGUGGUGUGUCCGGUGGGGGUGUUUCUAGGCCUCUGGGUUCUGAUGAUCUGCGAUUGAUUGAAGAGGAUCUUAGUAAGCAGCUGAACUCAGAAAUGUAUGACAGAGAUCUGGAGCUGGAAGCAGAACCAUAUGUCACCAGCAUGAAGAACGGAGAGAUGUUUUAUUCGAUGGGUCUUGGCUGUAUGACCAGCAGUGUGUUGUCAACACGCUCUGGGAAUGAACUGUCAGACAGCGAUAUGGAGUCGUCCAUUCAUAGCCAGAGCAGCCUGGUUCAAACAAACCCUCUGUCUCCACAGGGAAUGCUCAACUGUCCUCGUCGUUAUCCUGUACCAGGAUCCUUAUCUAGUUUGCCUCAAUGUAGCAGACCUCCCAAACGGUCAUCUCGAAGCAGUCAAUCAGAGCCGCUGAAACCAGACUCCUUGCUCCGCCUCUCUCUGGGCGGAGUCACACUUACUCUGUUAGAGCAGGACCCGCCUCCCGGGCCAGAUGGGCUGUCCUCAUUGGCUGAGGUGUCACAGUUGUUUUUCCGUGAGCUUGGGUUCUUUAAGGACAGCAUGUUCAGUGAGAGAGACUUCCACAAUCUGAGAGGAAACUUUGCUAAAGCAUGUCCCCACUCCCACCUCAGGGUGACCGGUGCAGCAGUGCAGCUGGCUUGUGAGAUGCGUAGCGCAGGGCGGCACACCCGAGCCAUGACCUCUGACCUCUCCUUCAGCAGGCUGGAACUGCUGGAGUGCCUGUGGGACUCGGGCGGUCCACAGUACACAGAGCUUUUGCAGUUCCAGUCAGCUGGUCUCUUCACGAUGGGCACCACUGCCAGACCCUGCGCCCAGUUCCACCACAGUCUGUCUGAGAAGCACAUGCGUAAGAGUGGAAGCAGGCGUCGUGUGAUACGGAUGGACAGCUCUCUGCGAAUCAAGCUCGGGGAGCUCAGCUCUGAGUUGGACCUGGACAUUAUAGGCCGACUGGAGGACAUCCUGCAGGCCCUGAGGCACUGUCCAGCGCCAUCUCAAAGAAACACAGCGCAGGCUGCAGAGUCUCAUUUGUUGGAGCUCCAUUCUUCUCUCCUGCUUCAAUCUCCUUAUGCCGUGUUGAAGGUCCGUUUCCCCAUCCCUGACCUUCGACCCCUGGGGCUGAGGCGGCCCCUGAGCCAGUGUGCAGUGCGAAAUGAGAUCUUGAGCCUGCAGAUCUCUAAUCUGGAGCUGAAGUCUCAGCAGGGGCCAGACGUUCAGCAGGACGGCCCCUGCAGCCCAGGGGCCAAACUCGCCAAACUACUGGAGGCCUGUUUCACUGAUAUGCACGGAGUGUAUGAGGGCUGGGAGGGAGAGGCAUUUCCCUGUAUCCGUGUGCAAAAGAGCCCAGAUCCACAGAACCCUGAUGGCAUUCCCAGGAUUCAGAUACGAGUGAAUGAAGGAGCGGGUUCUGACAGUACGGGUGUGUGUGAAGGGGUGAACAGGGAUCUGGGGCUGGGCUCCAUGUCUCUAGAGAACCCCUGUGAACUCCGAGAGAAGAACAGCUCUCCUUUCUCCUCCAACCGCACUAUGUUUGAGACCGAAGAGAUGGUGAUCCCAGCAGACCCAGAGGAGAUGGAUGAGUUUCAGACUCAGUGUAUCUGUCAGUGUCAGUAUGUGGUUGAUAUCACCUUUCCUGUAGCCUACAUUCUCCUUCCCAGUAAAGAGGCUUUUCUGAGCAUCUAUAACAGGAUUAGUAAUGAUCUGUUGAUGUGGGAACCUCCUCCACCUCCUCCGUCCCCUCCUCCUGCUCCUCCUUCUUCUUUUCAAAGUUCUCGUAGUCCCUCCCACCAGUACAGACCUGAGAAGGAUGAAUUUUACCUCUGUAAAUCUGCCUUCAGGCUGGAAUCUGACUCUGAGGAGGAGGAGCCGCCGCUGUUCUUCUCAACCAACCAAUCAAAACAAAGGAAACAGUUAGAGCCUCAGUCCAGCCACGCCCUCAGUCUGCUCUGUUUAACGGUUCUGAUUGGCAAAGGUCGUCUCCAAGCUAUGACGGAUUGCAAGAAUGAAGCUGGACGUAAAAUGGACCUCUGUCAUGGAGAACUCAUUUUGGACUUGGAAGGAGGAAAGAUUUUUAGUGUAACGCAACACCAGAACAAUCCCAAUCUCAACUUUCUUACCGUAGAAAGCAGAAGAGUAGAGCUGUACCAUAAAGCCGAGGUCCCAGACUCCCCUAUUCCUGUGAAACUGGAAAUGCCCAGAUUCACUUCCCCGGGUCAUCUGGACCCUACCAUUUACCCCACAGAGGUGGGAGUGAGCAGUGUUGGUGGCCGAGAAACCGACGUUCAGAUGCUGUCGACUGCCAUCAAGAUCACAUUAGAUCUUGAAAGGAAUGUGAAGGAGUUUCUGGUCGCACUGCGACUCCAUGGUGCUACUUUACGACAUCACAUGGCGUUAACCAAUCAUAGCUGGCAUGAGCAGAUUGUUGAUUUCCUUGAUGUCAUUGAUGAUGACAUUUUAGGCUACACCCCACCUGCCAUCAUCACGGUUCUUCACACUCACCUGGCCACCUGUGCAGUGGACUACAGGCCGCUUUAUCUUCCUCUGCGAGUUUUGUUUACAGCUGAGUCCUUUUCUUUAUCCAGCAACAUCAUUGUGGACACUGCGACCUUUCACCUCAGGUUUAUCUUAGAUGACUCUGCGUUGUACCUGUCCGAUAAAUGUGAAAGUGAUACUGUGGAUUUGAGACGAGACUAUGUGUGUGUGUUAGACAUUGAUCUGCUGGAACUGGCCAUAACAACUUGGAAAGGAACUGACUCGAGUAAACUGACUCAGCCGUUAUUCGAGCUUCGUUGUUCUAAUAAUGUAGUUCACGUGCACACCUGUGCCGACUCGUGCGCUGCUCUGGUUAACAUGCUGCAGUACCUGGUUUCCCAGGGCGAUCUUCACCCUCCCCCUCGCCACACGUCCCCCACAGAGAUCGCCGGACAGAAACUUCUGCUGUCAGAAAGUCCUGCCUCCCUUCCACCCUGCCCUCCAGCAGAGACAGCAGAGAUUAACCAGUGUGACCUCACAGAUGCCUUGAUUGACACCGAGAGAAUCCUACAGGAAGACACCCAAGAUUCUGCAGGUUCUCCCUCCAUUCGCCGAGCCUCGCCUGUCUCAGUCUAUCUGUUCCCGGGAGAAGCCCCCAAGCACCGCCCCUCUGUUCUAGAAGGGGAGGAGUCUGAUAUUGAUGGACUGGUCACCACAGCUAUGGAAGCUCAUGCAGAUAUGAUGUCAGAGGAAGGAUCAGAGGGUUCCACCGACAACGACGACUUCUGCAUCCUAGAGGCCCCUGGGAUGGGCAUCCCACCUAGAGAUGGUGAGCCUGUGGUGACGGUGCUCUCCCAGGACCCUAUAAAGGUGCGGGAUGGUUACUACUCUCGGCCUCGAGGCAGUUCAGAUCUGCUGCGCGCCCCGGCCCACUUCCCAGUGCCUCAGAACAGAGUGGUGCUCCGAGAGGUGUCUGUCGUCUGGCACUUGUAUGGCGGCAAAGACUUCGGUGGCAAACCCAGCUCGGCCCACACACCACACAGCCAUAAAGUUCGCUCAGCUGCUCCCGGAGCCCGUGGUUCUCCCUCUCGUUCAGCGGGGCCCUCGCGGCCCCAGAACUCCUGGCGGUGGGUUGGGGGAAGUGGGCGGCAGCACACACUGCUCAUGGAGAUACAGCUGACAAAGCUCAGUUUCCAGCAUGAGACGUACCCAGUGGUGGCGCCCCCUGCUGCAGGACCAGAUGCAGAAGGACCCGGCCUCGGAGAACAGCCUAUUUCCCGCCAAGUGUUUAUCGUCCAGGAACUGGAGGUGCGAGACCGUCUGGCUUCCUCUCAAAUCAACAAGUUCCUGUACCUGUACACCAGUGAGAGCAUGCCACGCAGAGCUCACUCCAACAUGUUGACAGUGAAAGCGCUGCAGGUGAUGCCUGAAUCAGGUUUGGGCGGACCAGAGUGCUGUCUGAGAGUCAGUCUGUUACCACUGCGACUCAAUAUCGACCAGGACGCACUUUUCUUCUUGAAGGACUUUUUCAGUAACAUGGCUACAGGAGUUAAUCCUUGCCUAUCCAUCGACCCUGCAGCUGAGGUAAGAACUGACGUUCCUCAGAAGGCUUCAGAUGACACAGAUCCUGGCUCCGGACUGGGCCAUGAUCUGGCUGCUUCUGUAGAAACAACCUAUAGUGAGCAGAGUUCCUCCUCCGCUGGCUCCUCGUCCUCCUCUGAGCAGCCCAUCUACUUCAGAGAGUUUCGUUUCACCUCUGAAGUUCCCAUCUGGCUGGACUAUCACGGGAAGCAUGUGGUUAUUGAGCAGGGAACGUUUGCAGGCAUCCUGAUUGGUCUGGCCCAGCUAAACUGCUCUGAACUAAAGCUGAAGAGAUUGUGCUGUAGACAUGGGCUGCUGGGUGUUGAUAAGGUGAUUCAGUAUGCUGUGAACGAAUGGCUCACAGACAUCAGGAAGAACCAGCUGCCGGGGAUUCUGGGAGGUGUUGGUCCCAUGCAUUCUGUCGUACAACUCUUCCAUGGUGUGCGUGAUUUGUUCUGGAUGCCGAUAGAGCAGUACCGGAAGGAUGGGCGUAUUAUCCGAGGCCUCCAGAGGGGGGCAGCAUCGUUUGGCACCUCUACCGCCUCUGCUGCUCUAGAGCUCAGCAACAGACUAGUGCAGGCAAUUCAGGCCACUGCAGAGACAGUAUAUGACAUCUUAUCUCCAACUCCACCUCUGACACGUUACAUCACUGAGGGACGUCCCACUCCCCGUCCCAGACGCACCCCUCAGCCAGCUGACCUCAGAGAGGGUGUGGCCAAGGCCUAUGAUACCGUCAGAGAGGGAGUGAUUGACACCGCUCAGACCCUGUGUGAUGUCGCGUCUCGUGGUCACGAGCAGAAAGGUCUUCCUGGAGCAGUGGGCGGGGUUUUGCGUCAGAUCCCGCCCACUGUAGUCCGUCCACUUAUAGUUGCCUCAGAGGCCACUUCAAACCUACUGGGAGGAAUGCGGAACCAAAUUAAACCAGAUGCGCGGAAAGAGGACUUCUUAAAAUGGCGCACCGAAGAUGGCCAAGAAUGAGAUUGACAGGCGUUAAUGAAGUCUGAUUUUUGUUAGUAUGAAUGGGAGAGUGUGAAUGUGAGUUCAUCUGUGAGUGUCAAUGCAAAAACAAAGGACAAAAAAAUGGAAACUGAACCAUUUUUAAGUGGCUUCCACAUAGUUGCACACAUUGUUUCAAGCAAUGCAAUGUUUUGGUCUUGCACUUUUGCUCUAGACAGCCAAGUGCAGCUCAGUCUCAUCUUGUCGUAUUGAAACGUAUGCAAUCAUAUCCAUCUGUAACUCUGUUUACCUGUGAGCUCAAGACCAGGUGUUUCUUUUCCCUCUCUGAAACCCUCAUUUAACAUCUGAUUGAAUCGAUAUUCUCCCUCUCAAGUAUCUCAAACAUAAUGUUGAGGUUAAUUACUCAUUUCGGUAAGGUGAAACGCUUAUUGAAUGCGUUGAGGUGGCCUUUUCAUUUAACACUAGGAAAGUGAUUCUUCUUUUCCUCUCUAUCCUGAUGUCUUUGUGCCAUAAUUCUACUUCACUGACAUUACAAAGAUCUUGUUUUAAACUGUUUAAGCCUAAAAUAAUGCAUUCGUUAUUUGAAUGAUGCAGUCUUUGUAUGGGAUGGAUCAUUUAAUUUUCUAUUCAUCUUCUCGUCUUUCAGAAUUUAAUGAAGGAUUAUUGUCUUGUCCUUUUUGGGUGAAUCUUGCAAAAUGUCCAGGUCAUAUUUCACCCCAAAAUCAAAAGAUAAAAGUAAGUAAUUCGAUUUUACAUAAAGAAAAUAAAGCCUAUGUUAGGAUUUCCUGCAUUGCAACAUAAUUUUCUUGACAAUUGCACAUAUUUGCAUCUGUAACGCAUCCGGAUAUUGUACAUUUAAUUCUUAAUUUCAUUUUCAUUUCUGUAAUGCAGUAUUUUUAUUUAAAU